This is a messenger RNA of Daucus carota subsp. sativus, 708 nucleotides long. RefSeq lists its product as uncharacterized. Bases 1 to 708 code for a protein of 235 amino acids. Lineage: Eukaryota; Viridiplantae; Streptophyta; Magnoliopsida; Apiales; Apiaceae. The record is from RefSeq and is a predicted model, not a curated record. The transcript has a single exon.
AUGGAUUGCUUUGAUAUUAAAGUGGAAAAAGCCAAUGCAAUCUUGAGGUACAACAGGCUUCAAAAGAUAACCACUCUAUUCAGGUUUAUGGAGGUAUGCAUGUUUUUAUUCAUUGUUUCGAGGAUUUCCACUCACUUGCCAUUAGCUUUCAAAGUAUGUGGUGAUUGUAUCCAAGGUCUCUCUAUCACUAUUUCUAGUCCUGGAUUCCUCUUCAUCCUCGGAAACACAAUCGUUGUCGUUCUUUUCUUCAAAUCUGGACAGAUUUCUGCUCAAGAAACCAAAAACCAUAGCCCUGCCAUUGAGUUUUGUAUUGAGUAUGUUGAAGGGUGUGAGAACAAAAUCAGUAUCAACCAAGAGGAGCAAGUUGAGGAACAGGGGAGAAAGCAGGGGAGAAAACAGGGGAAGUGUGAAGAAAAGCCAGCUAUGUUAGAUUUUUGUAGCUUUGAGGAUAGAACUGUACAGAGGAGUCAAUCAGAGAAAUUCAUGACAUACCAGCCUCAAGAUUCCUGCAGGAAGCUAAGGCGAACUGUGACAGAAAAUGGCAGGAAAGGCACAAAAACAUCUGAGCACAAGACUUUUAAUCCUAAAUGUUAUGCAGAGGAUGAAAUGAGUGGGGAAGAGUUCAGGCAUGCAGUUGAAGCUUUUAUCGCCCGACAACAGAGAUCCUUGAGGGAAGAAUUCUUAUCUAUCGUCACUUAUGAAACUUAA